AUGGUAAUCAAUGUUUACACCAAAGAAGACACGCAACGAAUUCUUUCUGACAAAAUUGCAAAGCUAACAGUUAAUGUAGAAGAAGGAGAGUGCAACGGCGAGGCAGCUCCAGUUGCUGACAGUGAAACUUGUAGGACUCCGACUUCUAAAGAGCAUCGGAUUCCUGAACCCUUGACAUGCCCACCAGCCCCAAGGAAACGUAAGGGUUCCUUCGCUGCCGAGAAAAAUGAGCCCAAGAAGAUUGUGGACGAUAAAGAGAUUGAGACCAUAUUUUCCCCUGAUCAGGUUUUCUCGGAGACAUCUUGCGGGCAGUGA
Messenger RNA from Theobroma umbraticum, 315 nucleotides. The record is from RefSeq and is a predicted model, not a curated record. NCBI's taxonomy places the organism in Eukaryota, Viridiplantae, Streptophyta, Magnoliopsida, Malvales, Malvaceae.